GCUCAUUUAUGUCUGAAUACUCUCUCCUGGAAGGUCAAUCUCUGAUCAGUUUUUUUUCACCUGGCUGUUGCUUUCCCCAAAGUACUCAUGCGAGGAUCACUGAAACUAGCUCUUCACCAGGUCACUAUUUUUAUUUUUGAUAUUACUUUUUGAAAAAGUAGAGAUAGAAUAAAAUUGUUACCUUUGGUCAAGGACCGGUCAACACAGACUUAAGACGAAUAGCAAAAGAAUCAAAAGCAAUUUGAAGGAUUUUUAAAAAAAAUAGUAAGUGGCUAGAUUUGGAAUGCACAUUCUGAGGGGUUUGUGGAAGUAGAAUCAGUUAUGUCUUUCAAAAGAUAUUUAAUAAAUAUGUUGGGGUAGAAAGAAUAUAGGCUCGAGAGUGAGAUUAUUAGAAUUGCUUUUGCAAAGAGCUAAUGGGUCAAACUGCAUCUUUGUUAUAAUGUAUGAUUUUAAAAAAAUUUCUGGUCUCUUUGCAUAAUUACUUGAAACAGAGUGAUAUUGUGGCCAAGGUUAGCUAAAUUAUCUCCGACUGUAACAGAUUCCAUUCACCUUAGUUCAUUUCCCAAAAUUUAACACCGCUUCCUUCUUGUUGGACUAGACAUAUUAAUUAAGAUGUUUCCUAUUUGUUUCUCCAAUCCCAGCACUCCUAUAACCUUCUAACCACAAAUUCCAUUUCCUUACUCACUUUUUGACUCAAAAUACAUCUGUUUAAACCAUUUCCUUACUUACAUCUGCAAAACUAUAAUUAGGGACAGAUAAUUGUUUUAGGAAGUUGCGGCUAAAGGAUCCUAUUGUAUGCAUGUAUAAAAUAAAAAUGUAAAACUAAUAUACUCUCUCAACCAACAAGUUAGCUAAGGGAAUUACAUUGCUCUAAUUAACUAUUUUCAUACAGCAGGUAUUAAAUCUUUUAUCUAUUAUCAAGUUCUCCUGUAUUAGUAAAAAAAAAAGGAUUCAUAAAUAACAAACUCAAUAAAGUAGGAAGAUGGCAUCAGUGUCCAAGUCUUGGACGUGCUUGAGAAAAUUUCUACAGGGAAAGGUGCUACCUAAAGUUUCUAUUGAGCUGAUGAAUACAAAGUAGCAUCUUGGUAUGCAUACUUUAUAACACUAAGCAAGUUCUGUGAAUGAAGAAUGGUUCCCAUGGAGAGCAUUGAAAGCCCACACACUUAUGGCUUUGUUGAGGCAUUACAGGUGUAAAUUUUCAGAUCUCAAGGAUUAAUUAAAGCUCUAGGAGUAUACCUGGGGAGAAAUAGAACUACUUCACUUCAGCAUUCCCUAGCUUUGUCCCAAAGGGGCUUACAUUCUCUGAGGAUGGCUUCACUACUUCUUGUUGUACUGCACUUUAUCAAUUUGUGUGGAAAUAUUUCUAGUCAGGAUGCAAUUUGAACAUAAUGUUUUGCCUACUUCAGUCACAUCAUUUGGCCAUGCCCUACCUUACACCCACCAUUCUUGACACUGUAUCCAAAGUUUUCAUCUCUGGACUUGAUUCCUCAAAUUUUUUUUUGAUGAACUCUUAUCUGUAAACUUCUAUUGCUGCAAAUUGUCCGAAAUACAGCUACCUGCACCAAGUCAUUUUUCUAUCACUCUCGUCAUCCAACAUAUUUAAAAUAUUUGUCCUUUUUUUUUAGUAUGGCCUCAUCCUUUUGUCCAGGAGACCUCCUUCAAGCACUUUAUCCUCUCACAUGUUUUAAUCCUGUUACUUGCAUUGUCCUCCCCUCAUCUAGCAUUGGUAACAAAGCCUUGGCUUUAACUUCGGUAAAUCACCUUAAAAUCCUUAUUCUUAAGCUUUCUUUCAUUUCUAAUGCUCCUUAAAUGUUGUGCCUGCUCCUUAUUUUCUUUCUGUAAAAGUAUAUUGAUUUUUACAUUGACAGUAUACAUUCAAAUUUGUGCAUUUAAAUUCUGAAGUAUUUUAUUGAGGACAAUUGAGAUGUAGUUAAAAUGUUUAAUUAUUUACUUGCAGGCAAGAAUGGAUCAUUUUGAGGAAGACCUGACAUGUUCUGUAUGCUACUCCAUCUUUGAAGACCCUCGUGUAUUGCCUUGUUCUCACACUUUUUGCCGAACCUGUUUGGAGAACAUUGUUCAUGAAUCAACAAAUUUUUCCAUUUGGCGACAUCUUCGAAUCCCACUGAAAUGUCCUACUUGUAGAAGUAUUGUGGAACUUCCCCCCGUGGGCAUAAGCUCAUUACCAAUAAACUUUUCACUGAUGGGAAUUAUUGAGAAAUACCAGAAAGAAGAACACCCAAAGACUCCUACCUGUUCAGAGCACUUCAGGCAACCGUUAAACAUGUUUUGUUUGUUUGACCGUAAAUUGGUAUGUGGUUAUUGCUUGACAGUGGGCCAUCAUCAAGGCCAUCCCAUUGAUGAUCUCCAGCAUGCUUAUAAUAAAGAAAAGGAAACAUGUAGCAAACUUGUUGAACAACUGACUGAAAAACACUGGGCUAAAGUAUCCAUUUUCAUUGAACAACUGGAGCACCAGAGAACACAAACGGAACAAACCAUUCAACAAGAUAAAGAAACCGUUAUCCAAUAUUUUGAGAAUCUGCAAAAAAUAGUGGAAAGCAAAAAGCAAGCUUUUCUGGUUACUUUUGAUGAGAUCAGUUUAAGGAUUACCAGUGAGUAUGUUCCAUUAAUUCAGAAAAUGCAAAAACUGAAGGAAGAACAACAUGACCUUCUAACAUUUAGUACAUAUUUAGAAGAUGAAAAGGAUCCUUUGGCUUUCCUUGAGAAAGUUCACCUUUACCGUCAGAGAGUAAAUAAUUUAAUGAAAACUCAGCUUCCUUUUAUUCGGCCACUGAAUAUACAACCACGAGCAGCACAAUUUCUGACAGAGAAAUGGUCAAAAGUCACUGUUGACCAUAUUAAAGAUGCACCAGUCCUGGAAGUGAAACAUUGCUUGGAAAACCACUGGAAUAAAGAUCUUAGUUUAUGUAUUAAACAAAUCAAAGGAUUAUCUCAAAGAUUGCCAGUUUUAACAGUGCUGUUCUUGCUAACUCUUAUGUCAUUGGGUUUUUUGAUGAAAGAUUGUUGUGUUAAUGUGUUAAAUACCACAGUUAUUGAUCUCCCACAGGUGAAGCAGAUGUGUGAUCUAAUGUCAGAAGUUUGUGCUGGGUUUCAUUCCUUAAAGGCUGCAUUGGGACAUUCAGUACAAUCAUUGGUUAAUUUUUUUUGCCAGUUGAUUGUUUCUUUUCCUUGCAUUUAUCAAAUGUGUGGCUUUCAAUUAAGUACUGUAUUUCAGUAUGCUUCAAGCAGUUUACAGAAUUUACUUCCCUCAGAAAGUCAUGAACAAGCUUAACUGAAAUGUGAUUUCCUCCUCAUUGUAUUAAUCAUUCAUUGACUGGUUAGAAUUAAUUUGCCAUUUACACAAUCAAGUAGUCAAUGCUACAUAUUUAAAUAUUUUCUAAAUCAAUGUUUUUAAAGGUAGCAUUAUCCUCAUUUGUUUUAGCUGAGGAAUGAUUGAUGAGAGUAAAUUUGACCACUUUCAAUACACAAUAUUAAUAAAGGGCACUUAAGGUUUAGUAUAGUUCAGAUUGUAGCAUAAACAUGUUAAAACCAUACCCACUAAAAACCAGAAUCAUACUGUGCAUCAUUUGUGUGUAAUUUCCAUAUUCCAUUUAAAGUGAUUACCCUAAUUUCAUGUUGCUAUUUUAUGCAACCUAAACUCUCCUCCAGGUUAGAUUUACACAGCCAGAUGCAGGUAGGUUUGCUGAUCCUUCCAGACUGACUGAAUCUCCUGCAUUAAGAAUAUUUACUGUAAUAUCAGAACAAAUUAGGAAAGUAGCUUUAAUGUACAGGGAAAUGGCACUUUGAAAAGUUAGUGUGCAGGUAACUCAGUUUGAGGACAUGGCAUUUUUCAUUGGGAAAUUCACGUUUUGGCUGCAGCAAUACCCAUCUCAGGAACAAUUCUGAUCAGACAGCAAUCCUGCCCUCCUCUAUUUUUAUAAUAUUUUAUGCAAUACUAAUAUUCCAAGAUUACGCAAGAAUGUUCUGGAAUGGAAAGAGGAUCUCCUGGGCAGUACUUCUAGGAACCUGGAUGACGGAGAGCUUUUAGGAGAAAGUGAGGACUGCAGAUGCUGGAGAUCAGAGCUGAAAAUGUGUUGCUGGAAAAGUGCAGCAGGUC
Molecule: messenger RNA, 4114 nt
Organism: Chiloscyllium plagiosum (whitespotted bambooshark)
Lineage: Eukaryota; Metazoa; Chordata; Chondrichthyes; Orectolobiformes; Hemiscylliidae
Source: RefSeq, a predicted model, not a curated record